Messenger RNA from Lactuca virosa, 1902 nucleotides. The record is from the annotation of a GenBank genome assembly. Lineage: Eukaryota; Viridiplantae; Streptophyta; Magnoliopsida; Asterales; Asteraceae.
AAUACGGGUUGAUCAUCUUCCUGAAGCAACUAUAGUCUUCUUCUGCUUCAUCAAAGGGGGAAACACCAUUCCAUAUCUCCCAUCGCAUCUUCCGAUCAAAGACUUCUCUAUGCCAAUUGCGGAAUCAGAUUCCUUUCUGGAGUUCUCUGUCGAACUGUUUGCUUGAGCUCAUAAUCAGUUCCUUCCGAUAUAAUCGAUUUGAAAUGCUCGUGAAUCGGUGAAAACACCAGUAAAUGAAUACAUCACCGUUUAUGGACAAGCAGAUCAUGGAUCUAUCGAGCUCGCAAAAUAAAAAUAACGCAGAAAAAGAUUUCAUGGAUCUGAACAAUCAACCUCCUCAAGAAGACGAUCAACAAGACGUCGUAGUUGGCGGCGGUGAUAAGACCGAUGAGAUCCUACCUAGCUAUGACUUCCAGCCAAUCCGUCCGAUCGUAUCAUCUCAGCCUUCCAAUUUUGAAUCUAGUAGCAGUGGUGGAGCUAGGGUUUGGGCGUCAGCUGAAUCUAAGAUUAAUUUUGGCACCCGAAACUAUGGUUCUCUUGAUUCUGUUGAACCCUCUAAGGUGAUUAUGAAGAACGAUCAUAGUGUCAUCGAUGCAGCUUUGAUAUCAGAGAUUGAUAGAACAAUGAAAAAACACGCUGAUAAUCUGAUGCAUGCUUUGGAAGGUGUCAGUGCACGAAUUUCUCAACUAGAGAGCAGAUCUAGGAACCUUGAGAACUCUGUUGAUGAUUUAAGAACAUCUGUUGGUAACAAUCAUGGAAACACUGAUGGGAAAUUAAGGCAGAUUGAAAACAUAAUCAGAGAGGUACACGCAGGUGUACAGGUUGUGAAAGAUAAGCAAGAAAUACUGGAGACUCAGCUGCAGCUAUCACAAGUACAAAUUUCAAAACCCGAGCAACCACCACCACCACCACAACCAGAACCCCAAAUUUCCGGCCAUAUGGGAUCAUUGCAGCAGCAGGCGGCGCUUCCAUCUCCGCCACCUCCCAUCCACCAUCCACCACCCCAAUUUCCGGCGAACAUCAUGUCCAUUCCACAGCAUGAUUCUUACUACCCACCGCCCGGUCAAACCGCUGAACCACCACCACAACCACAGCAGUACCAACUGCCGCCACCGCCUAAGCUCUCACCGCCAUCACCACAGCCACAAUAUCAAUACUCUCAACUACCGCCAAUGUCCCUGCAACACCAUAACCCUAACCCUAACCCUAAUCCCCCUCAUUCCGAAGAACCACCGUAUUUAUCUUAUCCACCGAGUUUCCGGCAACCUGGCGGCAGCGGCCCACCUCCACCACAGUUUAACAAUAAUCCAUCCGGGUCAGGUUUUUCCGGCCAGUACGGGCCAUCACCUGGGUUUAACGAGCCUUACAAUUACGGUGGUCCUGGUUCUGGCUCUGGCUCUGGUUCUGGUUCUCAGUAUGGCAGCGGGUCACCCGUAAAAUCCCAUGGCGGCGGAAGCGGCGGAGGUGGAUUCUCUCAGCUUCCUACCGCCAGGAUUUUGCCGCAGGCUGUUCCUACCGCGGCGGCAGUUGGCGGCGGUGGUGGUGGUUCUGGGAGCGGUGGGAAUAGGGUUCCGAUUGAUGAUGUGGUUGAUAAGGUUACUAAUAUGGGGUUCCCGAGAGAGCAAGUGAGGGCGACUGUUAGAAAGUUGACUGAAAAUGGUCAGGCGGUUGACUUGAAUGUGGUGUUGGAUAAGUUGAUGACUGAUGGGGUUGAAAGUCAAGGGCCCAGAGCUUGGUUUGGUCGUUAAUACUUGAUCUGUUUUUAUUAUUAUUUUGUUUUGUUUUGGGGAUUAUAUUUUGUGAUUAAUGUACAUAAAUUUGAACCAAUGUGGCUGAUGGAUGUUAUAUGAUUGGAUUUAUCAAUGUGUACUCUGAUUUCUGACCUCAUAUUUUACUUGACGU